Messenger RNA from Myripristis murdjan (pinecone soldierfish), 2233 nucleotides. It is a transcript of the gene garem2, whose product is annotated as GRB2 associated, regulator of MAPK1-like. The record is from RefSeq and is a predicted model, not a curated record. The transcript has 7 exons. Bases 1 to 2172 code for a protein of 723 amino acids. Lineage: Eukaryota; Metazoa; Chordata; Actinopteri; Holocentriformes; Holocentridae.
AUGGAGAAGUUGUCGGCGAGCCUGUCGGAGAUCGCUUGGAGUCCGUUGGCGCUGCCGUUAGACGCGGUGGUCAGCAAGUUCCGUCUGCCCACACUGGUCCGUCUGGCUCACGGUGAGUGUGUGGAGGGCCUGUUGGAGGACGAUGUGGUGCUGCUGCACUCCUGUCGCCAGUGGACCACAGUGACGGCCCACAGCUUAGAGGAGGGACACUACGUCAUCGGGCCCAAGAUAGACAUCCCUCUGCAAUACCAGGGGAGGUUCAAGCUAUUGGAUGAAGACAGGGACGUCAGGGAUCCAGUCCAGUAUUUCUCCAGUGUGGAGGAAGUUGCUGGAGUCUUCCCUGAUCGAGUGUUUGUCAUGGAAACCAUCACUUUCAGCGUCAAGGUGGUGUCAGGAGAGUUCAGCGAGGACAGUGAGCCCUACAGCUUCACUCUGCAGGCAGGAGAUGAGCUGUCACUAAUGGGAAAGGCGGAGCUUCUCUGUGCCACACCAUCUAAGGAAAAGACAGGACUUAGUGCGCUCCUGAGACGCCUAGGAAAGACACCUCGAAGUAAAACUCCCUGCCUGGUGUGUAUGAACCAUCGUACCAAUCAGAGUGUCAGCCUGCCCUUUGCCUGUCGUGGACGCUUCUGCACACGCUCCCCUUUGGAGCAGGGCAUGCUGGGAGCCGAGCACACAGUGCGCAGCAUCAUCGAGAGGGUUCGCCUCCCCGUCAACGUGUCAGUGCCGUCGAGGCCACCACGUAAUCCCUAUGACCGGCACGCGGUACGGGAAGGCCACCGGUACAAACUCCUCAACAUCGUCAGCAAGACGGUGGUGCUGUGCUUGGUACUUCGCCGACAGGAAGUCUCGCCCUCUCACUUUCUGCUGCUGCGCUGCAUGCCCCGCUUCAGCGUGGCUGAGGCGUCCGUCCACACGGCGGCGCUGGAGAACCUGCUGCUCCGUCACGCCUUCGACCCUGAUGCCUACUCCCGUGCCGUUAGGGAAACCCGGCCCGAGCUGGAGUGUGUAACGGAGGAGUGUGUGAGCCCACGACGCUCCCGCAUGUGUGUGUCGGGUCAGGAUUCUUUGGCGCCAGCACUGCAGCGCCUUUCAUUGUGUGGCUAUGGGGGCGGGGUUACAGAUAGCCUGUCACAGCGCUGCAGGGACUCACUGGGGGAGCGGCUAGGGGAGGGGCCCGGCGAGGAGAGAGAGUAUGUGACUCCUGAGUGGCCCGAGGCUGAUAUGAGGACCAGUGAGGAAAUUCCUUACGAAGAGCUCUGGACCAAUCAGAAUGCAGAGGGCCUGGGGAAGGAGCCAAACCUCAUCUCCUUCCAUUCCUCCUCCUCAUUGGAUGGUUCCCUUGGCACCAUGGUGACAAGAGUGUCCACCCCACCACCUGUACCCCCAAAAUCAGAUGCUGUGAGAGAGGAAUGUCGCUUCUUGAUCGCCCCUCCCGUCCCCCCUCGCUGCUCUAAAGGAGGCUCCAUCUCCAGCCCAGCCCCCAGCCCACCUGUCCCUCCUCGCUUCCCCAAGACCUCCACCUCCCCCAGACCGAACCUCUCCUUCUACUCCUCUGGACUGCAGGACAGCUGCUCACCCUCUCCAGACACUUCCCUCUACUGUUACCCCUGCUCCUGGGCUGACUGUCCCGCACCUAACCCUGCCCAUUCCAGUCCUGAGCAAGUCCCUGCCCUCAUUGGAGACAGUACAGCCAAUCCUCAGCCAGCACAGGCCACGUGGGCGGAGCCAUGGGCAGACUCCUACACCUCUGGUCCUCGACUGAGGCCUCCCCCUCAGAGCCGAUUUGCUCCCUUUGGGGCACUGAACCCCUUCAACCGUCAAUCCCCUUGCCCUUCUCCCGAGCCCUCCUCUAAUACCACAACAGAUUCCUCCCGAGGUGCGGAAGGGGGUGGGACUUCCACAGGGAUCAUUGAAGGAUUGGCCCUGCCUACUGACCCCACCUGGCGCCCUCCUGCCGACCUCUCUGCGCUGUCUCUGGAGGAAGUUUCGGCCUGCCUGCGGUUCAUUGGGCUGUCGGAGGCGGCGGUGGGUGUGUUCCAGAGGGAGCGAAUCGAUGGAAGCCUCCUAGUGCAGCUGACUGAGGACAUCCUGUCACAUGACUUCCACCUGAGCCGACUGCACGUCACCAAGAUCACACAGUUCAUACAGGGCUGGAGGCCCAAAAUCUAACACACACACACACACACACACACAGUUGUCCAUCCUGAUAAUGUGCCUGCGCCUAUUGGCU